CAGUAAAGGGAGGCGUGUCUGGUUAAUAAUUUAUUAAAUGUGAUCAGCUGAUCCUCUCAGGACCAUAAAUUGACAGAGUUCCUGACACAUUGUCUCCGGCAAAGAGGAGGUUGAAGGUAAGAACUGAUCUUUAUGUCACUGCAUUUUUUAAGGUCUUGAAAAUGUUCGGUUAGAUCAUAGUUAGUUAAGAUUAGGGUUGCAAAAUUCAGAUAAAUUCCAUAGUUUUCCAAAAGUCCCAGUUGGAGGAUAUUCGGAAUCAGGAGGGAAUAAGCAGGAAAUCUGGAAUCCUCCAAUCAGGAUUUCUGGAAAAACAGGGAAUUUAUUGAAAGUUCCUGAUAUUUUGCAACCCUAGUCAAGAUAAUAAGUACCUAGUUAUGAUAGUUAGCAGUACCUAGAUAUGAUAGGUAUUACAUGCUAAAUCUGGGAGAGUGAGUAGGUGUUUGCAAGGUGAAAUGAUAAUACAAGUGAAUCUAAGUCUGUGCCCAGGAAAUGUUCCUAUGUGAGGCUAUAAUGAACACAUACAGUACUGUAUAUCUUAUAUUUGCUGAUUUUAUGAACAUGUACGAUUUAGGGAUUUCAUCACCUCAGUCAUUUUGAAACCAUGUUUAACAAGUGACAAACCUCAUGACAUGGCUAAAAGAGUUAAGGAAGUCAUACUGUUGUAAUUUCUAGAUAGGUAUUAGAGUACGGGUUACACUUUACUUAAAGUAUGGUAAUAACACGUACCGCAUAAUGGUUUUUAAAAUCUGUGCAGAGUAGUAAUGACAUUGUCCAUUCUUUCUCCCCAGGUAGAUAAAAUGUGGGGUAUAUCUUAUUGUGCGAUAGUGGCUGUGCUGCUCUGCGUGGCCUGGGCGGCGCCCCACGACGGGGACCACGCCGGUCACACAGAAGACCACCACCAUCACCUCCACCACGCCGCCGGCGAGGCCCACCCCCAGCACGGACACGGCCACGGGGACGAAGAGUCCUGCCACAAGCUGGCGCCCCACAACGCAGACUUCGCCUUCGCCCUCUACAGGAGCCUGAGCAAAGCCAACACCGAGAACAUGAACAUUUUCUUCUCUCCUCUGGGCAUUGCCACUAGCCUGGCUAUGCUGUCCCUUGGGGCUAAGGGAGACACCCACAGUCAGCUGUACUCCACUCUGGGCUACGGAGCCUUCACACCGGACCAGGUGAACAAGGCCUAUGAGCACCUGAACCACAUGUUGGGCCACACUGGGGAGGCCAUGCAGCUGGACAUGGGCAAUGCCUUGGCCUUGAGGGACGGCUUCAAGCCCCUGGCCAAGUUCCUGGAGGACGCUAAGCACUUCUACGCCAGCGAAGGCUUCACUGUCGACUUUAAGAACCCCGCUGAGGCUGCCGCCGAGAUCAACAAGUUCAUCGCCAAGAAGACCCAGGACAAGAUCACGGACAUGGUGAAGGAUCUGGACCCUGAUACGGCCAUGGUGCUCAUCAACUACGUCUUCUUCAGAGGUAGGAGGAGGACACUGUAGUAGGAGAAAAUGGUCAGGCACUUAUUGUUGGAUUUAAGAACAACGAUAGAAUACAAAUCAUUGAUCAAUUGACUGACUGACUGACUGACUGACUGACUGACUGACUGACUGACUGACUGACUAACUGAUUUCCACACACGGUAAACAGAAGAUGUGUCAAUAAAGAAUUAAAAGAAAAUGUAUGCAGGACAAACUAAAAACAAUAUAGGCUAAUAACAUUGUCUGUUUCUGCUUGCAUGUUUACUACCCCUUAGUAACAAUGUCCUCUACCUCCCUCCCCAGGGAAGUGGGAUAAGCCUUUCGAUGCCACGCUGACCCACAAGGCUGACUUCAAGGUGGACGAGAACACCAAGGUGCAGGUGGACAUGAUGAAGAGGACGGGUCGUUAUGAGUUGUACCAGGACCAGGAUAACUUCACCACCGUGGUCAUGCUGCCUUACAAAGGCAACUCCUCAAUGAUGGUGGUCCUGCCCAACGACGGCAAGAUGGAGCAUGUGGAGGCCUUCAUCAACAAGGACUACCUGAAGCACGUGCACGAGCAUCUGUUCAGGACGUGAGAACACCUGAUUUUAUACACUUUUCUAAUGUAACUUUCUUUAUUAAUUCAUGGUAUACGGUCACUUUAGUACUGCAGCCUCUUUAGGAGUUAAGGAGAGUAGAUUGUUUAGAACUUUUUUUAUUGGACACCUUUUCAGUAUAACGCAACCUAUUCUUUAUGUAUGAUUUAUUUGUAUCUAUUCUUAACAUAAGGUCAGGGUAGUUUGUUAAUCAACUGACAAGACCAAGUUUGCAAUGAGUAUCAGAUGGUAUCAUAUAAAGAGAUUCUUAAUGCAGAUUAACAUUUUAAUGUGGCUUGCAUUUGCAAGCAGCAGGAUCAUGCACGUUUCUUUGUGCUGAUAGUAUAAACUGAGUAUAUGAAAAUGAUAAUGUCUCUUUCAGCAACGUGGAUAUCUUCAUGCCAAAGUUCUCUACCUCUACCUCCUACUCCCUGGGAGACCAUCUGAAGGACAUGGGUGUGGUCAGUGCCUUCGGUAACACAGCUGACUUCUCUGCCAUCUCUGAGGAAACCAAACUGAAGGUGUCCAAGGUGGGUUCUAAUGAUCAGUCCUAUCCAUCUCAUGUCUGUCUCUUCUCUUGUCUGUCUGAGGGAAUUGGGAGCAAAAUAGAAGAAGAAUGUCUGUCUCUGUUGGACUACUAAGGGUCUAUUCCAUUCUAUUAUAUUCUAUUAUGUGUAUAGGCCACGUAGGGGACAGUGGUGUCAAGUUCAACAAAUUAACAUGUUCCUGUUCCCUCCCCAGGUUACCCACAAGGCUGUGCUGAGUGUAGAUGAGAAGGGGACUGAGGCGUCCGCUGUCACUACGACAGAGAUCAUGCCCAUGUCUCUCCCAGACACCAUCAUGCUCAACAGGCCCUUCCUGCUCUUCAUCCUGGAGGACUCUACCAAGAGCAUCGUCUUCAUGGGCAAGGUCACCAAUCCCAGCCCCAAAUGAACUACAGAGAGGGAGGGAAAGGGAGGGAGAGAGGGAAAAAGAGGAAGAUUGUGAAGGACAUCUGAGGAGAUUUAAGAAAGGUUUUUGUCUCUCAUGCUUUAACAAGUGGCAAAACAUAUCUGUAUCUGACUUUGCGGUUUGCAGUUGUGGCAUUCAAGUGUCGGCCAUUUUGUCUACAUGUGUUUUUGUAUCAACUGUAUACCUUAUAGCAGAGGUGUGUGUGUUUGUGUUUGCAGUUGGCUUAAAAUCAUACUGAUGUCCAUGCUGGUCUGGUGAUAGUGAUAUACCAUCGUUAUGUCUCUGGAAGUUGUCUAAUGCAUCUUCAUGAAAUAAAACCGUCUCCCAACAGCAUUAAAAAUAAAUGUUAUGUCAUAAUUUUGAACAGUUUAUACUAGGCUGAUGUCUCAAGCAUGGGUUUAUCUGCAUGCAUUUCGACUGAUAUCUCAUCUUGAUUGUGAUCAUCUCAAAUCAUUGAUUGGGUUAGAUAGCCCCAUGUCAGCAUUGCCAUUCUUCUUUGAUGUAGAAUUUUCCAAAUUUUCCAAUGGACUAGCAUUUUAAAUCUGUGUAUUGCCAGGUAGACUGCUGUCUGUCAAGAACAGUGAUCUGGAUGGAUCCUGAGCUAAAACGUUUUCCCAGUAGAGGAUAGGGACCUGCGUAGCCUGAGGUUCAUCGGCCCUAGCUGAGUCUGUGACCUUUGACCUGUAAAUAGACAGUUGCUGCUGGGAAGUUUAUGUAAUCAAUCAAUACCACCUGUCCUCAUUCUAUCCCCUCAUAUGCUGACUCGUGAGAAAGACAUGAGGGAAACAUACACACCUGACCCCAUAUGGUAUGGUCUGUGGACUGUGUCUUCAGAUAAAAAAUAUCUUCAAAUUUAGCUUUUGAUUAUUUCAUUUUUCCUGUUUCAGGACAAAACAAUAAUCCAAUUGUAAAGAUACAGAUACAAAUAUCUAAUACCAUUUGUUAAGACACAUACUGUAUAUUGCUUCAACCACAAAAUGAACACUGAACAACUUCAACACAGAUGGCUGACAAAUCGAAACAGAACAAUGCAGUACUUCAUGGAAUUCACUUUCAUUGAUCCGUGGGUGCUCCUAGAAAUCAGUGUGUGAAGAAAAGCAUUAUAUACAGUGAAUCCCUGAGACAUAUUUUAAGACCAACGUUCGACAUACAGUAAUUGUACACGCAUUGCAUUGGAGGGAAAAACUGAUAGAAUAAGUUAUGGACAAUAUCUCUUAGAGGGGGGUGCCCCACAUCUCAAUGGUGUGUCUAAUCUACCCAUUCUUCCCAGACCAGUUGAUAACCCAAGCACCAUUUUGAACCUUCAAAAAAACCAACCAGCUUUGUUCGUCAUUAGCUUGUUCAAACUCCCUCUUCUUCCCAACCCCAACCCCUUCAUCUUCAAACCCCAACCCCCUCUUCUUCAAACCCCAACCCACUCUUCUUCAAACCCCAACUUCCUCAUCCUCUCAUCCCCAA
This is a messenger RNA of Coregonus sp. 'balchen', 4459 nucleotides long. The record is from the annotation of a GenBank genome assembly. Lineage: Eukaryota; Metazoa; Chordata; Actinopteri; Salmoniformes; Salmonidae.